Messenger RNA from Rattus norvegicus (Norway rat), 2154 nucleotides. RefSeq names its product membrane-spanning 4-domains, subfamily A, member 6B (gene Ms4a6b). Lineage: Eukaryota; Metazoa; Chordata; Mammalia; Rodentia; Muridae. The record is from RefSeq and is a predicted model, not a curated record. Gene Ontology annotation, cellular component: membrane.
ACCACUUCCUGUGCAGUGAGACAGAAGGAAGGGCUGGGGACAGUUAGAAGUUCACAAGUAGCAAACAAAGAUCAGACUGAAAGAAGCCAGAGUUAAGCUGUUAGGGUUCCUCGGAGCUCAGCUGGAAGUGACUGGAUGACAAGGCGCGCAAACUCAGCUGUGGGAAUGCCAUCAUGAUUCCACAAGUAGUGACCAAUGAGACCAUCACAGUGAUUUCGCCAAAUAGAAUCAACUUUCCCCAAACAGAGGAACCCCAGUCUACCCACCAGAGGCAAGACAGCCUGAAGAAACUUCUAAAGGCAGAGAUCAAAGUGAUGGCGGCAAUCCAGAUCAUGUGUGCUGUGAUGGUGUUGGCUCUGGGAAUCAUUCUGGCAUCAGUUCCCUCUGUCCCACUUUUUACGUCAGUGUUUUCUGUCCUGUUAAAAUCUGGAUACCCAUUUGUAGGACCUUUGUUUUUUAUUGUUUCUGGAAUUCUGUCCAUCAUCACGGAGACAAAGUCAACAAAAACUUUGGUAGAUGGCAGCCUGACUCUGAACAUCCUGAGUGUUUCAUUUGCUUUCAUGGGCAUCAUUAUCAUGUCUGCCAGCCUGGCUGGUUUGCAUCCUGCCUCAGAGCAGUGCAAGCUGAGCAAGGAAGGUAUACGAAAUGAACAUGAUUACUACGAACUUUCCUAUGACUCAGACAAGAAAAAGUGCUCCACUGACAAAUCUAUUCUGACUGGGGUCUUUUCACUGAUGCUGAUCAGUACUGUAUUGGAGCUUGGCCUGGCGGUCCUCAGUGCUCUGCUUUGGUGGAAACAGAGUCGCUCUGACUCCCCUGGGAAUGUGAUUUUCCUGUCUCAUAACUCAAAUGAUGAAUCCAAUGUGGAAUCAAAGGCACUCUGUAACUCUGCAUAUGAGGAACAAAUGGUUUGUUAAGAAAAACAAAACAGAACAAAAUUCCCCAAAACAAGUGGGAACUAAACAGCAGAGGGUAUGUCUUCUUGAUAAUGCAGAAAAUACAAUCAUCACAAGGUAGCAAUGCUUGUUACUAAAAAUGUAGACUGUUUAUACAAUGAAUACCAGUAUGAGUUGAAUGGAUGUGUUAGUGUCAUCCUAUUGAUUUUCAUGACCUUGGCUUCAUCCACAGCUCAGACCUGCAAACAGUGGCCAGAGUCCCAGAUAUUUCUCAUUAAGAUAACAGAAUGUUUCAGGAGAUUGUGAUGGAGCAAAGGGGCGACAUUUUCUUGUACCCUGCAAUUAAUAGCAACAGUUACCCAUUAAGAGUCUUUUUGAUAAGUGGCUAUUAGCCCAAAUGCUUGAAUUACCCUAGAUCCCUAGAACAAACGAAACUCAAGACGGAUGAUCAAAAUGUGAAUGCUUCACUCCUUCUUUAAAUGAGGAAAAAGAAUACCCUUGGCAGGGAAGGGAGAGGCAAAGAUUAAAACAGAGACUGAAGGAACACCCAUUCAGAGCCUGCCCCACAUGUGGCCCAUACAUAUACAGCCACCCAAUUAGACAAGAUGGAUGAAGCAAAGAAGUGCAGACCGACAGGAGCCGGAUGUAGAUCGCUCCUGAGAGACACAGCCAGAAUACAGCAAAUACAGAGGCGAAUGCCAGCAGCAAACCACUGAACUGAGAAUGGGACCCCCGUUGAAGGAAUCAGAGAAAGAACUGGAAGAGCUGAAGGGGCUCGAGACCCCAUAUGUACAACAAUGCCAAGCAACCAGAGCUUCCAGGGACUAAGCCACUACCUAAAGACUAUACAUGGACUGACCCUGGACUCUGACCUCAUAGGUAGCAAUGAAUAUCCUAGUAAGAGCACCAGUGGAAGGGGAAGCCCUGGGUCCUGCUAAGACUAAACCCCCAGUGAACUAGACUGUGGAGGGGGAGGGCGGCAAUGGGGGGAGGGUUGGGAGGGGAACACCCAUAAGGAAGGGGAGGGGGGUAGGGGGAUGUUUGCCCGGAAACCGGGAAAGGGAAUAACACUCGAAAUUUAUAUAAGAAAUACUCAAGUUAAUAAAAAAAAAAGAGUCUUUUUAUUCAGAAUCCCUGCUAUGGCAUGGGUCUUUCAUCAUAUCAAUUUUAUUCACUAGUGCAUAGAGACAAGUGACCUGCAAUGAAUUCCCAAGAAGUAUAUAUGCUGUUGCUUCAAAAUAAAGUGUUUUUGUGAUUA